UAUAGUACAAACAAUUUAAACCCAAAGCCCCGAUAAAGCAAAAAAUCUCUACGGAACCGACUUUGUUAUAAAUCCUUCGAAUUUCGCCAAUUGCUGAAAUGGGUUUGGAGAUAAUGGUUCAAAGCAUAUAAUCUGAAGUGGAUUUUUGGUAUAGAGCUGAGAUUGAUGAGAAAGAAGCAGCUCUGAGUACGCCCUUUUCCGUUCGACUGCAAGUGAGAUGGCUGUGUCAAGCAGAACCCGAAAUAUGCUCGAGAAUCUGGUAAGAGAAGGAUCAUUUAAAUGGUUGCUUGGCCACCGAAGUUCUUUCAACGAGGAGUAUGAGGAGAUGACAAGGUCUCCUUGUGCCCGAAAUAAUUGGAUAUCAGAGCUCUCUGUGAUUGCAAACAUAGUUGUUCGACGAUGCUUGAAAAUUCUUGGAAUUCCUGCUACUGAACUUCAAGAAAGCUUCAAUUCAGAGGCUUCUGAUUCUAUAAAGCAUCCAUCACGAUAUGCGAGGAACAUUUUGGAAUACUGUUGUUUCAGGGCUCUUGCUGUGUCAAUAAAAGUAAAUGACUAUUUGGCCGAUAAGAAGUUUCGACGUCUGACAUUUGACAUGAUGGUAGCUUGGGAGGCUCCAGCUGCUCCUAGUGAACCUUCAGUUCAUGUAGAUGAGUGCAUAUCAGUUGGUAUAGAAGCUUUCUCUCGAAUAGCUCCAGCAGUUCCUAUCAUUGCAAAUGUCAUCAUUAGUGAAAACCUUUUUGAGGUGCUUACAGCAUCAACCGGCGGGCGGCUUCAGUUCUCCAUCUACGACAAAUAUCUAAAUGCACUAGAAAGAGCAUUAAGGAAAAUGAAGACACAGUCAGAGUCAUCUCUUCUUUCGGUGGUGCGAUUAUCGAAAGGAGAGAAGAUUCUUGAAGUAGAUGGAACAGUUACUACUCAACCAGUUCUCGAGCAUGUAGGAAUUUCUACAUGGCCUGGACGGUUAAUUCUGACGGACCAUGCAAUUUACUUUGAAGCUCUCCGUGUUGUGUCGUUUGACAAGGCAAAGUGCUAUGAUUUAUCAGAUGAUCUGAAACAGGUUGUUAAACCUGAGCUGACUGGACCGUGGGGCACUCGACUUUUUGAUAAGGCAGUAUUCUAUAAAUCAAUUUCAUUAUCAGAACCAGUUAUAAUAGAGUUUCCUGAGCUCAAAGGGCAUACUCGACGUGAUUAUUGGUUGGCAAUCAUUAGAGAGAUAUUGUACGUUCAUAGGUUUAUAAAUAAGUUUCAGAUCAAGGGAGUUGAACGAGAUGAAGCACUUUCGAAAGCUGUGCUUGGGAUUGUGCGACUACAAGCCAUUCAAGAUAUUAGUUUGGUGGUCCAUUUAAAUUGUGAAUCUCUUCUCAUGUUCAAUCUUUGCGACCAACUUCCAGGUGGGGAUUUGAUAUUGGAAACCCUGGGCAAUAUGUUGACUUUGAGGGAAUCAGAUCAGACUGAUAAGUCUCAAUCUGGAAGUAGAAUGUAUUCAAGCUCAGCCUUGGACAUGGUUUCUAACUUGGGCUUUGUGUUUGGAUCGAGUUCUAAUAGUCACGCAGAGAAUAGGCUUGUUGUUGGUGAUAUAACUGUGGGAAAGAUGACUUCACUUGAGCGAGCGGUUAAGAAAUCUAAAAACAAUUAUGCGAAGGUGGUGGUAGCACAAGCAACCAUAGAUGGAGUUAAAGUGGAUGGAUUUGAAACAAAUUUUGCGGUGAUGAAGGAACUAUUCUUUCCAGUGCUGGCAUUGCGGCAGUGUCUUUUUUCUUUGGCAUAUUGGGAGGAUCCUUUGCAUUCUUUUGUUUUCUGUUCUGUUUUCACGUUUAUCAUCUGCAGGCAAUGGCUGGGCUACAGCUUUGCAUUGAUUCUUAUCUUCGCCGCGAUCUUCAUGGUACUCACGCGAUUAUUUAGCCAAGGAAACCCCGUUGAUGUGGUUAAGGUGAUAGCACCUCCACCGACAAACAAAAUGGAACAGCUUUUGGCUGUCCAGAAUGCAAUUUCCCAGGCUGAAGGGUUCAUCCAGGAUGGAAAUAUUGUUCUUCUGAAACUACGUGCAUUAUUGCUCACCAUGUUCCCACAGGCGAGCAUGAAAUUCGCGGUAGCUCUUCUGUUAAUGGCUUCGAUUCUGGCCUUCGUACCGAGUAGGUACAUUGUUCUCCUGCUGUUUUUGGAGACAUUUACAAGGUAUUCACCGCCGAGGAGAGCGAGCACAGAGAGAUGGAUGAGAAGAUUGCGAGAGUGGUGGUUCAGUAUACCGGCAGCUCCUGUUGUUAUUGAAAAAGAGGAAGAUAAAAAGAGGAAAUGAUUUUCUAAAAGGUUCUUUUUUUGUUUUGUUUUGUUUUUCUCUCUCAAAAGCUCGUGUAAAAAGUUUAUACCACGCACGUUCGCAUGUAAAUAUUCAGUCUUAAUAAAGGAUAAAAAAAAAAAAGAAAAGGAAAAAGAAGUUCCCGUUUAUUAGGGUAGAAUUCCUUAAAAUUGAGAAACCGCACUUGCCAUUUGAAAUUUUAGCAUUUUGGUCCCCACGAUUUUAGUUCUAAAAGUUUGGCAAUGCAACCUCAAACUGUUAAAAACUUGCAAUUAUAAGAUCACCAACUUUUUUAGAGAUGCAAUUAUAGGUCGCGGCCCGCCGCAGCCCGUAGGCAGGCUUAAGCCGAUCUUGAUACAAU
Morus notabilis is the source of this 2657-nucleotide messenger RNA. RefSeq lists its product as uncharacterized. The transcript is spliced from 10 exons. Lineage: Eukaryota; Viridiplantae; Streptophyta; Magnoliopsida; Rosales; Moraceae. The record is from RefSeq and is a predicted model, not a curated record. The coding region runs from base 218 to 2296 and encodes 692 amino acids.